ACAAAAUGAAGCUCGUUUUGCUGUUACCAUGGGCGUGUUGCUGCUUGUGCGGGUCGGCGCUGGCCACCGGCUUCCUCUACCCGUUCCCGGCAGCAGCCUUGCAACAGCACGGCUACCCGGAGCAGGGCGCCGGCUCCCCCGGCAACAGCUACUCGAGUCGCCGGCACUGGUGCCAUCACACGGUGACAAGGACAGUGUCCUGCCAGGUGCAGAACGGCUCGGAGACGGUGGUCCAGCGAGUCUACCAGAGCUGCCGGUGGCCUGGGCCCUGUGCCAACCUCGUGAGUUACAGAACUCUCAUCAGACCGACCUACCGGGUUUCCUACCGCACGGUGACUGCGCUGGAGUGGAGGUGUUGCCCUGGGUUUACUGGGAGCAACUGUGAGGAGGAGUGUAUGAACUGUACCCGGCUUAGCGAUAUGAGUGAGCGCCUGACCACGCUGGAGGCCAAGGUCCUCUUGCUGGAAGCCGCUGAGCAGCCUUCAGGCCCAGACAAUGAUCUGCCACCCCCGCAGAGCACCCCGCCAACCUGGAAUGAGGACUUCUUGCCAGAUGCCAUUCCCAUUGCUCACCCAGGGCCCCGAAGGAGAAGACCCACAGGACCAGCUGGGCCUCCAGGACAGAUGGGACCACCGGGGCCUGCAGGGCCCCCAGGUUCCAAAGGUGACCGGGGUCAGACAGGAGAAAAGGGACCAGUGGGACCUCCAGGUCUCUUGGGGCCACCGGGACCACGCGGGCUUCCAGGAGAGAUGGGACGUCCUGGUCCACCAGGCCCUCCUGGCCCAGCAGGCAGUCCCAGCCUCUUGCCAAACAGCCCCCAAGGUGUCCUGUAUUCCCUGCAGCCACCCACAGACAAGGAGAAUGGAGACUCCCAGCUGAACCCUGCUGUGGUUGACACAGUGCUGACAGGUGUCCCAGGUCCCCGGGGUCCCCCUGGCCCCCCUGGUCCCCCAGGACCACAUGGUCCUCCAGGACCUCCAGGAGCACCUGGAUCCCAGGGACUGACAGAUGAGUGGGUUGUGGCAAGGUCAUCUGGUGAGCCCAGUGUGAAGGAAGAAGAGGACAAAGCCACUGCUGCAGAGGGUGAGGGUGUGCAGCAGCUUCGAGAAGCCCUGAAGAUCCUGGCAGAGAGGGUGCUCAUCCUGGAACACAUGAUUGGGGUCCACGAUCCCCUGGCCUCCCCUGAAGGAGGCUCUGGGCAGGACGCGGCCCUGAGAGCCAAUCUCAAGAUGAAGCGUGGAGGCUCUCAACCUGAUGGCAUCCUGGCUGCCCUGCUGAACCCUGACCCUGCACAAAAGAGCGUGGACCGUGCUGGCGACAGGAAGUAAGAACAAGCCCAGCCCUGCGGCUCAACAGCUGCCGCACCCUGAAGACGCCCCAUGUGGGGCUGGGCAUCAGGCAGGGACAAUUGUGAAAGACACUGGGAG
Molecule: messenger RNA, 1427 nt
Organism: Chionomys nivalis (European snow vole)
Lineage: Eukaryota; Metazoa; Chordata; Mammalia; Rodentia; Cricetidae
Gene: Col26a1
Product: collagen type XXVI alpha 1 chain
Exons: 13
Coding region: 6-1328 (440 amino acids)
Molecular function (GO): protein binding
Source: RefSeq, a predicted model, not a curated record